GGGAGAUUUGGAUUCAAUCACCAGUCACCACAGUUGAGGAAGAGAAGUGAAGCAGAGCUUCUUCUUCUUCUUCUUCUCUAAUGAAGCUUCUCGCUCUUUCUCAUCCCCCCAGCUUCUGUUCUCCUCCACAGUUUUCCCUUCAACGCAAAUUUCGCGUGUCAUGCUCUUCAAUUGGAUCCGAAUCGGGUAAGGUCACAAUCGCAUCUUCGAAAGCUGAAUACAAGCCAGGCAUUAUCGAUGACUUGCUUCUAACUUUGUUCCGGAAAAAGAUGGUGGAGGAGAUUGGAUGGGAUUCCGAGAAACCUGGAUAUGAUGGACUCAUUGAAGUGGUGAACUGUCUUAUGAUGAAAGGCCAAACUAAUUCUGAAACUCAGGAAGCAGCGGUACGAAUAUUGAGAUCACUGUUUCCUCCUUUUCUACUAGAACUUUUUAAAAUGCUAAUAGCACCUUUAGGGAGUGGAAAAGUUGCUGCCAUGAUGGUUGCAAGGGUAACUGCACUCUCUUGCCAGUGGCUCAUGGGUAAUUGCAAGAUUAACACCAUUGAUCUUCCUAAUGGAUCAUCUUGUAGAAGCGGGGUGUUGGUAGAAAGAUGCAAAUAUUUGGAAGAAAGCAAAUGUGUGGCAAUUUGUUUAAAUACAUGUAAGCUGCCAACACAGACUUUCUUCAAGGACUACAUGGGUGUUCCUUUACUGAUGGAACCUAACUUCAGUGACUAUAGCUGUCAGUUCCAAUUUGGUGUUCUUCCUCCUCAGCAUGCAGAGGAUAAGACCCUCAAGGAGCCUUGCUUGGAAAUGUGCCCAAAUGCUUUUCAGCAUCAAGGCAGAGGAGUUCUCAGAGAUGAAGCACAAUGCCCAAAGGCAAACUGAAUCUGUCCUCUUUUCCCAUGGACAUUGUAUAGCCCUAGUUAUGGUGUAAAGAUCUUCUCCAACGUGCCUAGCACAGCAUUCAGCAGUUGGAGGACCCGGGCAUGCACUCCAACACAUUACUUCUUUCUCUCUCUCUCUCUCUCUCUCUCUCUCCACCCUUUUGGAUGAUUCCAAAUCAAUGUAUCAUAAUUUUACUGAGGUUGGGUAGAGAAUGAGUUUAAGAAUAUAUUGACUGAGGGGUUCGGCCCAUAAUAGUUACUCCAGGUUAUUGCAGUUUUA
Macadamia integrifolia is the source of this 1145-nucleotide messenger RNA. RefSeq names its product beta-carotene isomerase D27, chloroplastic. The record is from RefSeq and is a predicted model, not a curated record. Gene Ontology annotation, molecular function: iron ion binding. Bases 81 to 866 code for a protein of 261 amino acids. The transcript is spliced from 8 exons. NCBI's taxonomy places the organism in Eukaryota, Viridiplantae, Streptophyta, Magnoliopsida, Proteales, Proteaceae.